AACUUUGAACACUUUUAACUCUCAUCUGGUAAUACAUUUCUUUGUUGUGACAAUCGAGUGAAUGACAGUACAACUACAACAGUACUGUCACAGUACACACAAAACAAAAAACAGUACAGACAUAAUUGGCUGCGCAUAUUAAUAAACUCUGUCAGACUAAAAAGAUUCUUGUUAUUUAUUUAUUCAAAUAUGAAGUUCCAAUAUAAAGAAGAACACGCUUUUGAGAAAAGGAAAGCCGAAGGCGAGAAAAUUAGACGCAAAUAUCCCGACCGUGUUCCCGUCAUUGUAGAGAAAGCUCCAAAAGCCCGCAUUGGGGACUUAGAUAAAAAAAAAUAUUUGGUACCUUCUGAUUUGACUGUUGGACAAUUCUACUUCCUCAUACGCAAAAGAAUACAUCUUCGACCUGAGGAUGCUUUGUUUUUCUUUGUUAACAAUGUUAUUCCUCCAACAUCAGCUACCAUGGGCUCUCUCUACCAGGAGCACCAUGAAGAAGAUUUCUUUUUGUACAUAGCUUAUUCAGACGAAAAUGUUUAUGGAGCUUAAUAUAAUACAUUGUAUUAUUAUUAUUAUGAUUAUUAUUAUAUAUAUAUAUAUAUAUAUAUAU
Molecule: messenger RNA, 604 nt
Organism: Ctenocephalides felis (cat flea)
Lineage: Eukaryota; Metazoa; Arthropoda; Insecta; Siphonaptera; Pulicidae
Gene: Atg8a
Product: gamma-aminobutyric acid receptor-associated protein
Exons: 3
Coding region: 190-543 (117 amino acids)
Biological process (GO): autophagy of mitochondrion; cellular response to nitrogen starvation; macroautophagy
Cellular component (GO): cytosol; autophagosome; autophagosome membrane
Molecular function (GO): ubiquitin protein ligase binding; GABA receptor binding
Source: RefSeq, a predicted model, not a curated record